CCCCGAAGCCAUCAGGAGCUAUAAUAUCACCUUGAGGAGUUUUAGCAACUACACGGACGUGCAUAACUUCAACCCCUGCGGCUAUGCAUUUGUUGCCCAGGAAGGAUUCUUCAACUUCUCUCCCUCUCGAGAUCUUCUUGAUCUCGAGAAAAAACGAUUUCCCCUGGUUCUAGAUUGGGCUGUUGCCAAGCAGACAUGUGACGAUGCCUGCAAGCAAAACAGUAGAUGCAGAAACUCAGAAAGCGGCAUGGGGUACUACUGCGUUUGUAAAGAAGGUUUCAGAGGCAACCCCUACCUCUCUGACCUCGAUGCAGGCUGCAAAGAUAUUAACGAGUGCGAUGACGGGAAGCAUCGCUGCAGUAGGAGAUGCCACAAUGUGGAAGGAAAUUAUACGUGUUCUUGUCCGCCGGGUUACAGAGGCGACGGCUAUAUCGACGGAUCCGGCUGCAAAUUCCCUUUCAUGGAAAUCUCAUUGGGCAUUUCUGUUGCCUUCCUUUUUGUCUUCACAUUUGUCUCCACAUUAUGCUGGGGACACAAGCAAAGAUCACUAAAGCAACUUAGAAGGAAGUAUUUUGAGCAAAAUGGAGGAAAUUAUAUGCUGCAGCAAAUUUAUCAACAACAAGGACAUACUGAUAGAUCCAAGAUUUUUUCUGAAGAUGAGCUUAGAACUGCUACAAACAACUUUGAUGAAAGUAGAAUUCUUGGCCGUGGAGGACAAGGCACAGUUUAUAAGGGUAUAUUACCAGAUAACACGCUUGUUGCCAUCAAAAAGUCCAGAAUAGGUGGGGAUCCUAGACAGAUUAAGGAUUUUAUCAAUGAAGUGGCUGUACUUUCCCAAAUUAACCAUAGGAAUGUGGUCAAACUUUUUGGGUGUUGUCUUGAAACGGAAGUUCCUUUGUUAGUUUAUGAGUAUGUGGACAAUGGCACCCUUCUUGAACAUAUAGACCCACUAAAGAGUGAGCACCCUCUUUCAUGGGAGAUUAGAUUAAGGGUUGCUGUAGAAACAGCCGAAGCCAUCUCAUAUUUACACUCUGCUGCUUCUAUUCCAAUUAUUCAUCGCGAUAUUAAAUCUGCCAACAUUCUAUUAGAUCACAAUCAUAGGGCAAAAGUUUCUGAUUUUGGAGCCUCAAGACUUGUUCCUCUUGAUGAAACUCAAGUUACCACCGUAGUCCAAGGGACGUUAGGAUAUUUGGAUCCAGAAUACCUCCUUACGGGUCAAUUGAAUGAGAAAAGUGAUGUUUAUAGUUUUGGGGUUGUGCUUGUGGAGCUAGUUACUGGAAAUAAAGCAGUUGACUUCAACAAACCAGAGCAAAGAAAUUUGGCUAUGCACUUUGCAUCUUCACUGAAAGAAGACAACUUGUGGGAGAUUCUUGACAAGCGAGUGUUAGAUCAGAAGAAUGAAGAGCAGCUAAAAGAAGUUGCUUUCUUGGCAAGGAAAUGCAUCAGGGUUAAUGGAGAGGAAAGGCCGACUAUGAAAGAAGUAGCAACGGAACUAGAGGGUCUAAUUUCUAUGAAAAAACAUCCUUGGGGAAAGCGAGAGGAUGUGAUGUCUGAGGAAUGUGAAUACUUGCUUGGUCAUGUAACUGAUGGGUACGGAAAUGCUAGUGCUAGCACUUCAGCUGUCUAUGAUAGCAUACAGAGAGAAAUAGCAUUUGAGAUUGAAGAUGGGCGAUGA
This is a messenger RNA of Neltuma alba, 1675 nucleotides long. Its product is annotated as wall-associated receptor kinase 3. Lineage: Eukaryota; Viridiplantae; Streptophyta; Magnoliopsida; Fabales; Fabaceae. The transcript has 3 exons. Gene Ontology annotation, molecular function: ATP binding; protein serine/threonine kinase activity; calcium ion binding. Gene Ontology annotation, cellular component: plasma membrane. Bases 248 to 1675 code for a protein of 475 amino acids. The record is from RefSeq and is a predicted model, not a curated record. Gene Ontology annotation, biological process: cell surface receptor signaling pathway; protein phosphorylation.